Messenger RNA from Archocentrus centrarchus (flier cichlid), 1740 nucleotides. It is a transcript of the gene bbln, whose product is annotated as bublin coiled coil protein. The coding region runs from base 419 to 769 and encodes 116 amino acids. The transcript is spliced from 2 exons. The record is from RefSeq and is a predicted model, not a curated record. NCBI's taxonomy places the organism in Eukaryota, Metazoa, Chordata, Actinopteri, Cichliformes, Cichlidae.
UAUACCCACCGAAACAGGCACCAGUUACAGUAGCGUAAAGCUGUUUGUAACUCUGUCAAGAGCGGCGAUUUUAGCGCAGUUUCUUUUUGCUCAACUAUUCACGGGAUACCGUGCACAGAGUGAGCCAUCUCGCUUCGGACUAAAACCCCGCGCGUAUUUCUCCCACAAUUCAUUGGUUCCGUAAACAGCUAUCAGAAGCUAGCUGGUUUGAUAUGUGCUGCAGACCGUGAAUGAAAAUCUGAAAACAGCUGAAAAUACCGGUAGAGACUAGACAGCGCUCUUGUUGUUGAUUAGAAUUUCAUUAAGGGCCUUUAGUAAUAUUACUGUGCUAGUUGGCGAGUUUAACGGCACAACUGACGGUGUUUAAGCUCCCUACUGUUUCUGUAGUAAAGUAAUACACGCGAGUAUAUAAAUAAAAAUGUCUGGACCAAAUGGAGAUCCAGACAUCUCUGCUGACGAUGGUAUUAUCAGCGACGAAGAUGAUUUCGGCGACGAAGAGUACGUUGCCAUCAACUCCAUGCUAGAUCAGAUCAACUCAUAUCUUGAUGACCUGGAAGAGCGGAAUGACGCACUUAAUGGCAAACUGCACGAACUGAUGGAGUCAAAUCGGCAAGCUCGGCUGGAAUUCAGAGCCCAGUUGUUUGGCUCCCAGACGCAGGAGGAGCAGCAGCAGCACUGUCAUGCAGCAGGUGGAGAGACUUCUUCAACCAGCCAGGAGGACAUAAACAAGGAUAAUGAAGGCUCACAGAUGACUGACAAGAACAUCUAGAUCAAGAAGAAUAGAAAAGGGAGGGAUAGAAAUAUUAUGAAAGAUGACAAUUCUUGAAAGCUGUCUGACAGACUAGUGGUCCUUUAUCUUUAUAGUCGAUACCUGUCUGAUUCUGGCAGUUUACACUAACAUCAGCAGAUGUGUAGGACAGUGAUAGCUUGCAUCUCUUCCAUCGCAGAAAUCAAUCCAGUCUUUCUGUUGGCGACAUGCUGAUGUUUGGUUUAUUGACCUAAAACAGCUUCUUGCGCAAGCGGGGCAUUACAGUGUAUUUAAUUCCACUGCAGACUUGUGAAAUCUGAAGUCAGUGCUGCAUUGUAUUGGGAAAAAAAGGCAUCUGCCCACGUAGAGAUUUGUACAGGAUUAUGUGGGAGGACACGACAGUUCCUAAAGGAAGAAACACCCUAAAUAUAUAUAUUUUUAAACUGGUAAUAAAACCUUGUCUUUCAUAAACAAGCAUCAAAAUACAAGAUUAUGCUUAGAUCUUUCCAGAUCCUAUUCCUAAAUAUUCUUUGAUAUAGAUUUCAGUACUAAAACCUCAAUUUUUAUGUAUGUAGUGAUACGACCUGUACUGCCAACACCUUAGAGAUCAACAGAUUCUCAAGCACUCGAGUCAUUUCUUGUUAAACAAUAAGGUUAUAGUCAAACUUCCUAAAGUAUUUUGACCCAUUAAUAGCUGUGUAAUUACUUUUUUCUCCCACAAGGUAAACACAAAGCAUUCCACAUUUACUUAUAUUGCAAUGCUUGUUCUGCCUGCUGACUGUAAACCCUGCGCUGUGCUGUAUAAGUGUCUGUCAAGUGUCAGCUAAAAAAAAAUUAAAAGAUAUGUUGGAAUUAUGACAUUUUUUAAUAUAAAUUAAGAUGACUCCCAAACAGAAAACAAACAUCCAAAAAUACAAUAAACUUCCAGCAGUUAGAAAACAUCACCAGUUUGUUCAUCUCAAUUUGUCAGUAGCUGAAUAAAAAUACAAUAA